ACGGCCGAGGGCUGUGUUGGGUUAUAUUUUGGUGUGAUUGAAAUAUACUAAAUUUACAGGUCCAUAGAAAUGAGAAGUUUAACAAAUUCACGUAGGGAAUUGAUUACUUAUUGACAGCUGGAUAUACAAAAUCGGAUGGGGAUGUUACAAUGUGCCGUUUUAGUGUUUGGUGUAUUAUUACAACUAUGUAAUGGGCAAAACAUCUGUAAGAAAACCUCGACCUCAGGUGGAAGUACGACCACAACCUUUACAAAAUGUGCUGACAAGUGUUGUGGUGACGUCAACGACGAAUACUGCUGCGAGACCAGUGAUUCCGGACUUGUUAUAGCCGUCGUGGCCACAUCCGUAGUGUUCAUCAUUCUCGCCCUCGGUUUGGCAAUUUGCUGCAUGAAGAACCACACCAAACAAACGUCCCGGGUAGCGGUCUUACAUAUGACGGCCACUCAGAACGCCACGGCACGUAGAGAUGAACGCAGAGAACGGCGGCAGAGGGAGGCAGCAGUCGCAAUGGCAGGCUAUCCACAGCAAUAUAUGCCCGGGUACGCGGGUGUCCCGCCCCCAACCUAUAACUCUAUGUACGGAGAAAAUCUACCCCCAGGGGCAUUCGCAGAGUACAUCCCUCCUCCAGGACCACACUUUCCCUCCACCUCACAAGAUGAAGCCGGCGCGAUGGGCGGAAUGGACGCUUAUCAAACCAAACAUUAAUUAUCUGGUACUGCAGAUAUUGUUUUAAUGUCAUUGUACA
Messenger RNA from Mizuhopecten yessoensis (Yesso scallop), 745 nucleotides. RefSeq lists its product as uncharacterized. NCBI's taxonomy places the organism in Eukaryota, Metazoa, Mollusca, Bivalvia, Pectinida, Pectinidae. The record is from RefSeq and is a predicted model, not a curated record. Bases 136 to 705 code for a protein of 189 amino acids. The transcript is spliced from 4 exons.